AUGGACGAGGAAAUUGUACCUGUUGGCCAGACGGUGGAAGUCGUGGACCCGGAUGUCCGCGCUCAUGUCUACAGCCUUGUGACUGCGCUGGGAGGAUUCAACGGGGAGAAUGCCGAUCAAUAUGUGCUCGGUGAUGAUGCGCUGGCUUGCUUGCGAGACAUCAAGCGCUGGCUGAAGCUGUACGAUGAGAAACAAAACCGCAUGGAUGUGGCACGAUGUCUGGGGGAAGCAAAUCUGGUCAAUGGUGACCUCGUGCCAAUCCUUUCGCUCUGGAGCGGGGGCGUCCAGAGCAGUAAAUACAUGUCCAGGAUUGCGCUGGCUUGCCUGGAAUUGCUAGUACCCUUGACCUGGCCAUUGGAAAUCCAUAACCAGAUGACCGUUAAUCACCAUAGACAUAUGCCCUAUCUGCAACAUGCACAAGUCUCAUAUAAAAGACGCCUCCUCAGCCGUGGCAGUGCCAGUCUCCUUAGAACGAUUAUCCGGAUUGGCCUACCCAGCAUGGCAGUCCCCCGAUCCGAACGAACGGCUCGAGACGAAGGAAUUCUUAAGCUCGUGCUUUAUUUGUUACGGAACAUUGCAGUGAUAAACACACAUGCUCGCCUUGCAGCGGAAGGAGAUGAGGAAGAGACAUCAAGGUCCGCGACCCUCAACGCCUUCCAAGAUCAAGAUGCAUUUGCUCUCCUCCUUACCAUGUGUUCCAAUGUUGGCGAUGAUUUCAGCAUGCAAGAUGUGGCUCUUCUUGAGAUCUUGUUCCAUAUUGUCAAGGGGGUUGACGUGGAAAAGCUCUUUAUGGAUGACGCCCAGCGGAGUGCCAAGCGCACUGAUGAGCUGGAUACUCUUUUACGGCAGGAGUCUUCGCUGCGGAGGGAGUAUGCUAAGAAUGCACCGACACGACAUGGUCGCUUCGGGACUAUGAUUUGGGUCAAACGAGAUGAUGCCAAGGUUUCUACCGUCUCUGGACAGGAUAUCCUUAAGGACAGCCAAGCAACACUUCACAAAAUGGACCAAAGCAAGAAAUGGAACAAGCCCCAACAGCGGCAGAAGAAAGAAUUAUCUACGCUGAACAACGAUUUCAGUAGUCCUGUGCACCUCAAUUCCACUGCGUCGAAGAACCUGCGCAUGUUUGUGGAGGAAUUUCUUGACUCUGGUUUCAAUCCUCUUUUUACGCAUGUCAGGAAGGCGAUCGAGCGUGAAGCUGAUCGUGUUCUGGACAUAAACUCCCGCCAAUACUUUUUCACCGUUGCUUGGUUCCUAGAGGCGGAACGGGCACGGCGUGUUCGCCAACGCCAGAGAAGAGCACAGAAUGGAAAGCCUGAUAAGGUGGCAGAGCCGGACAGUUUUGGAUUGGUCGCUGGCGUUCUCAACCAGGAAACGUUUGUCUUCCUCAACCGAUCAAUGCAGUACAGUCUUGACCAUAAAGACUGGGAGGACCUCAAUGCUGCGAUGCGUUGUUUCACGCAAAUCCUGUUGACUGUUCAGGAAAUGGCCUUAUCACCCAUUGAGGAGGACCAGGAAAUUGCGGAGAAUAUACAGAAUCGGAUCUUCUACGAGGAAACGACCCAUGAUCGCAUUCUUACAAUCAUCCGUGGAUACAAGGACCAAGGGUUCGGCUACCUCGACGCAGCCACGAAUCUUGCACACGUCUUCUUGAGAAUGCUGGAGCGAUAUUCGAAAGAGAAUGUUGACAUGCAAGUGCGCUCUAAAAGACGCACUAGGCGUAAAAACAAGCAGGCCGAGAAGGCCGACGAAGAGAAUGACAAUGAAGAACAAGUCUCCGAGGAUGAAGAAGAUCAUGCCGAAGCCGAGCGGGUCUCCAAAGAGCGCAAGUUUGAUUUCCGACGCUUCGCCACUAAGUUCUGCACUCAGAAGUGCGUCGACACCUUCGUUGCGUUCACCAAAUACUACAAGGAGCUCGACACAGAACAGUUGAAGCGCGCGCACCGCUACUUCUACCGAAUUGCUUUCAAGCAAGAGAUGGCUGUCUUGCUAUUCCGUGUGGAUAUCGUCAAUCAUUUUUACACGAUGAUUAAAGGCCCUGGGGCUUUGGACUCCAGCCAGCCUAUCUUCAAGGAGUGGGAGGAGUUAGUUCAACAAAUUCUUCGGCGACUCAUCAAAAAGAUCGACCAACGCCCGGCCUUGAUAACCGAGCUGCUAUUUAGUAAAAUCAACUCAACUGUGUCCUACCUGGAGUAUGGUCAUGAGAAACAAACGUUAUCCACAGCCAAAAGACCUCCAGCCGAGAUUGAGGUCAGCUCCAGCGAAGCGAAAACUACCGAGGAAAAGAUCAACAUUGUAAUUGGGGCUUUGAUCUUGGACGAACAGGGUGAUUUGGUUGCAUGGGUGGGUGACGUCCUCCAGACGGCGGCGGAAGAAAGAGCAUCCUGGGAAGCGCAGGAUGAAGCACAGGCAAAGGAGAACCCCGGAAUACAAACGGCGCCUAAUCCUAUGAUUGCUAUUGUGCCACGGGAUGAUGGCUGUCAAAAGGCCAUGUUCGCAAAUGCUAAACUCCGUCUCUUAAUGACCUUGGUCAAAUUUGAGCGUCUCGGGGUGGAAGACGUGCCUGGUGCAUCUUGGAUCGUUCCCUCAUCAUUGGACUCAAACUAUCUUCGGACGACAAAGGCUGCCAUCGACCGAUGCCUUGAUAGUCCCAUGGUUGGAGAUCUUCAGAACGACCCUCGUGAAAUGCUCCGACGAAAAUAUCCCAAUGAACAGAGCGGUAACUCAAAACAAGCGACUCUCGAUGUCAACUUUGGAUCGGAGUCUGAGGGGGAGGAUGUUCCGGACGGUCCCCUUUUCCCACCAAACCCUCGGUCCAAAACCCAGGCCCUUGACGAGCUGAAAAAGAAACGCAAGAAGCAGAAAAAGGACGUUGACAGUGCGCCUCCAGCCGACGAGACCCUGGAAGCACGUCGCCAAGCACGCCUUGAGAACACACGAGCCCGCGUCGCAAAGAUCAAAAGUGACCUCUAUGUUCACGCCAGCGACGAGGACACGGACGAGGGCGCGGACGAACGCUUUUUCGAGCUAGAAGAGAAAAGGAGGAAAGAGCAGGCAGAACGGGUGCGAAAAGCCUUACUUACCGGCGUUGUGCCGGAGAUGAGUAGCGGCACAAAGAAGGGGAAUGGGCGCAAGAAACGGCCGACCGAGCAAGGCGCAAGCCGGGUUCCGGGCAAACGACAGCGACGUGCCAAUGCCAGCAUGAGCGAUGCCGAUGAAGACGAGGAUGUCCUCAUGGACGGCGUGGACGUUGGAACUCCCGGGUCACAUCGCAAUCUCUCAUCUAGUCCAUCCAUGGACGAUGAUCUUCAGUUCGAUGACGACCUCGCUUUUAGCCGGGAUCGGAAUCCGAGACCAAAGUCUCCUCACGACCAAAGACUGGAACCCGACAGCCUUGAAGACGAUAGUGGGAUCACCCCGAACAACGACGAAGAGGAUGGGCCAAGGCAGCCACCGGCUCGGCGGCGGAUACGAGCAGGCGACGCCAUAUUCCCUCCUCCCUUACUACCUCAAACCUAUAACCGACAACCAAAUCUCUCCCUCAUGAUGGCUCAACGAGUUCGCUUUGUUACCCUGGACGUUUUUACCUCGCAGCCGUACGCGGGGAAUCCUUUGGCUGCCGUCUUCCUCCCAGACCCAGAGCAGUCCGCCUCGCUUCCUCUGACCGAGCGCCAGAAACUAUCGAUCACGCGGGAAUUCAAUCUGUCCGAGACGAUCUUCGUCCAUGCCGGGAACAGCGAUAAACGGACCAUUGAUAUAUUCACUACCUCUUGCGAAAUCCCUUUUGCGGGCCACCCAACUAUAGGCGCCGCCUCAUGGUUUUUGUACCAUUCUCCGAUUCAACGGGAGAGGGAGCAAGUUCGAUGCUUGGUCACAAAGGCCGGAGAGAUUCCGAUCUCACUACAACAGACGCCUCAGCAGCAGGGGGUAUUGGCAAUGAUCGCACAUAAUGUUCGUUUCCAUGCCGCGCGGUAUCCGCUAAGUGAGCUACUCCGGCUUCACGUGUCCUUGACCCCAUUCUUCCCGUCUGCAGUUCACAACAUGCUGUCUUUUCCGGUGGUCUCUAUCGUCAAUGGGAUGAGUCAAAUCCACGUUGAGCUGCCUUCUUUGGAAGCGCUGGCCGCCGUGACGACGUCGGCCGGCGGCGAGGUGAUCUCCGUCCACGGACCAUACCUGGACGAAGGGUGGAGGUCUGGCCACUGCGUUCUAUACUUCUACGUGCGAAACGUCGAGGAUGCGCUAUUGAAGACUCGCGUAAUACGGUCUAGGAUGAUCUUAGGGAACGAGGAAGAUGCGGCCACGGGCAGCGCCGCGAGUGGACUGGUGGCAUAUUUGUCCCUGACAAAGGAACCCCCCGGGAGGCACACGUAUGACAUUAUACAGGGCGUGGAAAUGGGGAGGCGCAGCCAGAUUGGAAUUGACAUCACAACUGACCUCGAAAAAGUCGAGAAGAUCGAACUGAAAGGAGCUGCAGUGACUGUGAGCCAGGGCACCAUUUUAGUCCCUAAGGACGAGCUUUCCGGCACUGGAGCGAUAAUGACGGAGAAACAGGCCCGCAGGUCUUCAGUUGUGAACUCAUUCCAGACUCUCAAAAGCACCUUAACUGGACGCCAUACGAUCAAGGAGGACACGAGUUCUCAGAAGCACAGCCAACUGGCAUUGGAGUCUGAAAAUAUUCCUCCACUUCCAUGCACGCAGACGCCCUCUGGCUUCCCCUCCAAUUACGUUUCCUCAUGGAUUCCAACUCCACCUAAGCCCCCCGCUAGAGCUGCUAGCAAUGAAUCCUUAGCCGACAUCAGCUACAGUUCCCUGCCCGAGCGCCACAACAGCCUACCCUUCACAGAGACGCCUGUCGAUGGACGGCCUACCUUGAUCCCUACUCCAGAAAUCCGAACCUGCGUGGGAGAACGAACAAUAAGUCGGAAAGGAUGGAGAACGAGGAAACCAAAGGAAGCGCGACCAGAGAGCCCCAGAGGGCAAGUGCGAAUCACUCCCCCAAUGACACAAGCACACCACCGGAUACCAGAGAAUCACCGAUCACCUGUACCAUCGAGGAUGUUCGAGGUCGACGCACGCCAAAAGGAGCUGACGAUGGCUUCAAGACGGAUCAGGUGGACUAAUCGAUAUGAAAACCUAAGGAACAUGGGUCGAAAGGACCCGAAAGAAUUCGAGUCCGGAGAAAGACCCUCGCAGUUCCCUCUCACUCGAAUACCGUCAUGCUUGAAGCGAUCAGCCCCGGCGAGCCCUGUCUUCCAGGUCACCGAACCACAGCCUCGACAAUACUGGCUGGGACGGUUCGUCACCCUCACCAAUGCAUUCCAUUACGAGGACUCCUUCAACCAGCCGGACAUUGCCACCGGAUUUGGGAUGCUGUCCAGCUAUUCUCGUCCCCUGGGGUGUUCCGAUAUCGACCUCUCGAAUUAUCGCAUUAAGCGGGCGUUCAUGGUGCUCGAAAAUGUCUGUACGACGGACGAGGCGAGUGCUAGUCUUCGGGCCUUCCGCGAGGACUAUGUCAGGUUUCACGGCGAUCGGUGGAUGCGCUAG
This is a messenger RNA of Aspergillus affinis, 5541 nucleotides long. RefSeq names its product putative DNA repair protein (Tof1) (gene tof1). Gene Ontology annotation, cellular component: replication fork protection complex. NCBI's taxonomy places the organism in Eukaryota, Fungi, Ascomycota, Eurotiomycetes, Eurotiales, Aspergillaceae. Gene Ontology annotation, biological process: DNA repair; biosynthetic process; replication fork arrest. Bases 1 to 5541 code for a protein of 1846 amino acids. The record is from RefSeq and is a predicted model, not a curated record. Gene Ontology annotation, molecular function: DNA binding; catalytic activity. The transcript has 7 exons.